Messenger RNA from Coniosporium apollinis CBS 100218, 1152 nucleotides. RefSeq lists its product as uncharacterized. The record is from RefSeq and is a predicted model, not a curated record. The transcript has a single exon. The coding region runs from base 1 to 1152 and encodes 383 amino acids. NCBI's taxonomy places the organism in Eukaryota, Fungi, Ascomycota, Dothideomycetes.
AUGCUCUUCCUUCUCAGCCUUCCCCCGCUGGCCCUCGCUCUCCUCACACUACUUCUUCCUACCCCAACCACCGCCUUCGGCACCCCCAACCUCGCCUCCCAGUUCCGCGAACACGAGUUCAUCACCCGCGCUGCGCUCGCCUGCCACACCCGCGAUCACCACCCCCCCGACUGCUUCGAGCCGCUCUCCCUCGACCAGCUCGCCGGCCGUGACGGCACCUACGGCGCAGUUGGCUCGCCCGACAUCCCGGACCCUUUACCCGAGGGGGCGGAAGCGCACUGCGACGACGCGGACUUCUUAGACGUGGAGGGGUAUCCGCAGUCGCGGGAGGGGGCGACGGCGGCGCUGAGGUCGUGCGUGCUGAAUCUGCGGAAGAGGCAACGGGAGGGUGUCAGGGAUGCGGCGCGGUUGCUGGAUCCGUGGGGGAGGAUCGUGAAGAGCGAGGUUGAUGUGCGGAACCAGGAUUGUAAUUUCAUCGGGGAUUUUUGCGGCAGGGGCAAGUGUAACGUGCUCGAGGGCUUUGGGAAAGUGCUGCAUGGGGUCCAGGAUUUUUACAGCCACUCGAAUUGGGGAGACCAUGCUGGGGUGGCGCCGUUUGACGUCUUUAACCCGCCGGGGUUGGACAUGAGGGAGAUACCGGGGUUCCUGGAUCUGAGGAAGAAGGGGGACCUAGGGGAGGAGGACGUCCCGUACCAUCUUAGCACGGGUUGCUUCUCCAUCGCCAUCUUCCCCUGCAACGGCCGCAUCGACCACGCGGCGCUGAACAAGGACACUGGGGACAUCGAUCCCGUGACUGGGGCCGUCGGGACGCCGACUACACCCCGCGGCCUCCUGAACCCGGACAACCCGGACAGUCUCAACAUCAAUGUCAACGACACGAACUUCGCCCGCGCUGUCCGACUUGCGAUUCAGGAUACGGCAAGACAGUGGCGGCACUUCCGCGAUGAGCUAGAGAAGACGUAUGGAGCUGAUCGUGCGAGGGUGAUGGUUUGUACGCUUACGACUGAUGAGCCCUGGCGCGAGUGCCAGCAUCCGGUUGUGGAUCAUCCGCUGGGACAUCAACUGACGGAUACACGUAAUUUGAAGGUUGCGGGCGCGAUUGCGUUUAGUUAUUUGUUGGGUAUGGAGCAGGAUUCGGAGGGUGGGGUCUGA